UAUCAGCAUUACUUUGAGGGUUAAAGGAUGUGUUGCUGAGGGGGUUCAUUGUUUAAGGGUAUCUUCUAGAAGUUGAAAUGUUUCAGAGUGGGACUCCAGGAGGUGUUGGCAUCAAAGCUAUGGCCCUGAGGACACCCUGCUGCCCAAGCUAAACGAUGGUCUGCUUCAGUAACGCCUAUCAAACAAGCCCCGACUCUACACAUCAUGCUGACACCACUGUGAUGUGUCGUUUACUGAUGGAAACACUCUGAGGUGACGCCAUAGACUCCUGAGCCCUGUUCCGUCAGAAGGCAGCACAGAUGUUUUCACUCGGUCACGAGAACAUCUCCACGUCCCCCUCCUCCACCAAAGGACCCAUCAAAUAUGGAGAGCUCAUUGUUCUGGGGUGUAACGGUUCUCUGCCCAAUGGCGACAAGGGCAGGAGGAAAAGCCGCUUCGCUCUGUGCCGCAGGAACAAAGCCAACGGUGUGAAACCCAGCACCGUGCACACGUCCUGCACGCCUCAGGCUGCCAAGGCCGUCAACAACAAGGAGCAGCACAGUAUUUCCUACACGCUGUCCCGGUCACAGACGGUGGUGGUGGAGUACACCCACGACAGCAGCACAGACAUGUUCCAGAUCGGCCGCUCCACAGAGAGUCCCAUUGACUUUGUGGUGACGGACACAGCCCCUGGUGGUCAGGCCAGUGCAGACAGUCCAAAUAUUCAGAGCACCAUCUCCCGCUUCGCCUGCCGCAUCAUCUGUCAAAGGAAUCCUCCCUACUCUGCACGGAUCUACGCUGCAGGGUUUGACUCCUCCAGGAACAUCUUCCUUGGGGAGAAGGCAGCAAAGUGGAGGAUGCAGGAUGGUCAGAUGGAUGCUCUGACCACCAACGGCGUUCUGGUGAUGCACCCACGCCAAGGCUUCAGCCAGGACUCCAAGCCCGGCCUGUGGAGGGAGAUCUCCGUCUGUGGCAACGUCUUCACUUUGCGGGAGACCAGAUCGGCUCAGCAGAGGGGCCGGAUGGUGGACUCUGAGUCCAACGAGCUGGCGGACGGCUCCCUCAUCGACCUGUGUGGCGCUACGCUGCUGUGGAGAACGGCUGAGGGCCUGGCUCACACUCCCACCCUCAAACACCUGGAGGCGCUGCGGCAGGAGCUCAACGCCGGGCGCCCUCAGUGUCCCGUGGGCUUCAACACGCUGGCCUUCCCCAGCCUGCGCCGCAAGGACGUCCUGGACGACAAGCAGCCGUGGGCCUACAUGCGCUGCGGCCACGUGCACGGCUACCACAGCUGGGGGGGGCGGCGCGACCCCGAGGUGGAGGUGGAGUGUCAGGAGAGGGAGUGCCCCAUGUGCCGCGCCAGGGGCCCGUACGUCCCUCUGUGGCUGGGCUGCGAGGCGGCCUUCUACGUGGACGCGGAGCCGCCCACCCACACCUUCUCCCCCUGCGGCCACGUCUGCUCAGAGAAGACGGCGGCGUACUGGAGCCAGAUCCUGCUGCCGCACGGCACGCACGCCUUCCACGCCGCCUGCCCCUUCUGCAUCCAGCCGCUGAGCCAGGAGUCCGGCUGCGUCAGACUCAUCUUCCAAAGCCCGCUGGACUAGAAGCCACUCCGGUGUUAAUCCAAAGCCUCCACCCAGAGACAGAUGAACAAAACCGCUGUCAGAGUUUUGGGGAACUUUUGUAACUUUUUUUAUAACUUAAUUUAACGUUAUUUUAUAUUCAACAAGUGCAUUUAUCUGGUUGUUUUCUGAUCUUUGGAACUAUGAUGUUGAGUCAGACGGUGACAUAAUCUCUGCUGCAGAAAAUGGCCUCACUAUUUAUUCCCACACCUUUCUUGCUGUCUCAGCAUUAACGCUUCAGGUAGGUUCACCCGCUUUGGGCCAUGUUGGUUCGGAGGCUUUCUUUUGGCAUCCACUGGAUUUUUUUAACAGCACAGUUUCAAAGUGUGACACAGGCCCCUUAAACCACUGUCUGAUCCAUAACAAACCUGUGUUAGAUUGAGUCGUCUUAAAUCAAGUGAUCUUUGUAGCGUUGUCGCCUCCUGUUUGCAAGCACAAUAAUAGAAUAAUUCCAGAAUAGAUUGCAUCUGAAGCUGCUGUUAUUGAACCUAAAGCCCAUUAGCAGGAAUAUUUGUUUUUUAAUCAAAAUAAAUGAAUGAAUCUGCAUUCAUUUUAAAACAUGUUAUGUCUGGUUUAACUUUGAGCAGGUAACUGGACCUUUGUUGAUGUUCGAUGUCUUUCCUCCAGCGACAUCCAAGGUGCAUAAAAACACAAUAAAUGAUAAGACAGUUUCUUUCAUUAUAUUGUUGUUAUUCCUAAUUUGUUGCCAUGUGGAACAUGUGUCGACUCGGACUUGUCUUAGAGCGACAGCACCGGGUUCUGUUCAGGAAACUUUGCAAACUUUGAGGUGAGGUCUUCUGUUGUUUUUAGUCAAACCAGUGCAACCUCGGCUGCAGUAAAUAAGAUGCAUGAUGGUGAAGGUGUGAACUGAGCAGGUUCAUCCUGCCUGGUUGUUUUCUCCACCGUGUAUUUGUGAUGCAAACAAUAAAACGCGUGUCUGACACUGAC
Messenger RNA from Betta splendens (Siamese fighting fish), 2549 nucleotides. RefSeq names its product E3 ubiquitin-protein ligase pellino homolog 1-like. Gene Ontology annotation, molecular function: ubiquitin protein ligase activity; protein binding. Gene Ontology annotation, biological process: regulation of Toll signaling pathway; protein K48-linked ubiquitination. The transcript has 7 exons. The record is from RefSeq and is a predicted model, not a curated record. NCBI's taxonomy places the organism in Eukaryota, Metazoa, Chordata, Actinopteri, Anabantiformes, Osphronemidae. The coding region runs from base 300 to 1583 and encodes 427 amino acids.